Messenger RNA from Fusarium pseudograminearum CS3096, 1764 nucleotides. RefSeq lists its product as uncharacterized. Bases 1 to 1764 code for a protein of 587 amino acids. Lineage: Eukaryota; Fungi; Ascomycota; Sordariomycetes; Hypocreales; Nectriaceae. The record is from RefSeq and is a predicted model, not a curated record. The transcript is spliced from 9 exons.
AUGGCUGCAAACCAACCCCUGAACGAUACCGUAGUGAUCGGUAUUGACUUUGGGACUACCUUCUCUGGCGUCUCAUGGGCACACUCGAGAGAGCCUGAUGACAUUGAAAUCGUCACAUGUUGGGACUCAGAGCUCAACCACUGUUCAGACGUUGAGAAGGCACCCACUCAAUUGUAUUUCGAUGCGGAUGGCCACGACAUCAAAUGGGGCUACGGCAUCCCUCUCGACAAGGAACCACUCAAGUGGUUCAAGCUACUACUUCUUGACAGCAUUGACCUCCCUACCGAGAUGGCCAUUUCAACUCAGAUACAGGAAGCCCGUCGUCUCCAGCGUAGAGCAGAAAAGGGAUCUAUCGCAAUCAUCGCAUUAUUUCUGCGUAAGCUAUGGGAUCAUUCUGUCGAAUCCAUCAGACGUGCCAUAGGUGCGGACUUGCUCGAGCGAUCCAAGUUUCAGGUUGUCAUCACCCUGCCUGCUAUUUGGCCACCGUAUGCACAAAACAGAAUGAAGCAAGCCGCUCAGCAGUCUGGUAUCUUGGAUGAGCGGCCUGCUGGUACUACUUUGCUUCAAUUCAUUUCAGAGCCUGAAGCUGCUGCCCUUGCUGCUAUCAAAGACAUGGGCAAACGAUCAACCAUCGAGACUGGCGACACCGUUGUUGUCUGUGAUGCUGGAGGUGGCACGGUUGAUCUUAUUAGUUAUGUCUUCCAAUCGACCGACCCAUUUGUUGUGAAAGAAUGUGUCAGGGGUGAUGGUGAUCUCUGUGGCGGAGUGUUUCUUGAUGAAGGUUUCAUGCAACUUGUCAAGGAGAAAACACCCGCCGUCUCUUGGUGGUUGGUCAACAGGCUUGAGGAAAAGCAGUUCCUCAAUGACGAAUGGGAGCACGGUAUCAAACCCCAGUUCGAGAACCAAAAGCGGACAUGGCCAGUUUACCUGCCUGACAGCUGCAGAAGCAAUACAUUUAGUAGCGGAUUGAAGCGCCGCGAGACACUUGAAUUUUCCUCUGAUGAAAUUCUGUCCGCAUUUUUUCCUAUUGCUGCCAAAAUCGAGGACUUGGUGCGCCUUCAGGUCGACGCUAUUGAGGACAAAUAUCACAAGGCACCGAAGUACAUCAUCCUCGUGGGAGGUUUUGGCCGCAGCCGCUAUCUGUUUAAUCGUCUUCGGGAACGAUUCCAAUCCACCAUCCUGCAGUCAAAUGGAAGUAAGCCAUGGACUGCUAUCUGUCGUGGAGCUGUUGUCCGAGGGCUCCUGCGGCACAAUCCUUCAUCCGGCCUCGGGAUGGUUGUUGAAUCACGGAUCGCUCGCAUGAGUUAUGGCAUCCGGCAUCGUUCACGCUUCGUUCAUGGAAAGCACAAGAAGAGGGACCGUGUCUGGUGCAGCAAGGAAAACAGCUGGAAGGCCGGCAACCAAAUGCAAUGGUUUCUCACAGAAGGCGAUGAUAUUUCGGAGAAGAGGUCGGUUCAUCACGAAUAUAAAAGCCUGGAAGAAGACUCCGUAGUUGAGGUGUCUACUACGGUCUACUGUACUACGACUUUCCCGCCUCCUAAACGGUACGACAGCACCAAUACAAUUCGAUCAUUGUGCAACAUUUCAUGGAACCGGAAGAUCCACACCAAGUAUCUUCCCAAAUUCAUUAAUAACGAGGGUAAAAGCUUCCCACAGCUUUGUUACCAGGUCAAAAUGGAUUGUAAAGAUGGAAUCAUAAAUUUCUCUGUCUACUUCAAAGGACGAAAGGUUGCUGGGCGAGAGGUUGAUGUUCAGUUUAUCUGA